Messenger RNA from Diaporthe amygdali, 822 nucleotides. RefSeq lists its product as uncharacterized. Lineage: Eukaryota; Fungi; Ascomycota; Sordariomycetes; Diaporthales; Diaporthaceae. The record is from RefSeq and is a predicted model, not a curated record. The transcript has 3 exons. Bases 1 to 822 code for a protein of 273 amino acids.
AUGGCCACAGCUGGUGAGACGGGUCCUAUCUUGGACACGGUCCCGUUUUCCGUGCUGAUGACCAUGAGUGGGUUCAUCGCUGUCGCCUGCUACAACAGCAUAGAACAAUUCUUCCUCAUCUUUCGGACUUUUCGACGGCGCAGCGGUCUCUACUUUUGGUCUAUGAUUGCCGUAAGCUUUGGCAUACCCUUCCAUGUGCUACCAAACAUUCUUCGCUUCUUCGGCACUGUGCCAAACGGCAAUCUGGCGAUGAGCGCUCUGCUAUCCGUCGGAUGGUGGCUAAUGGUGACCGGUCAGUCGGUGGUGCUUUACUCGCGCCUCAACUUGGUCGUCGCCAGCCGCCGCAAGCUGCAAUUUGUGCUGGGCUUGAUCGUUAUUGUCUUUGUCUUUGUGCAACUUCCCACCACCGCUUUCUUCCUAGCCUGCAACUGGCCAGACGAAGCUAUAGCCCUCAGGUUUAGCAAUACCUAUGGAAAGUUUGAGAAGACCCAGCUCGUCGUGCUCACGGCCUUGGAGACUUUCAUCUCGAGUUCGUACGUUUAUGAAGCAUCUGACGGCCUGAGGCUUUUGGCUGCCUUGAAGAAAGACCACGUCAAAGCGGUGUUUCGCGAGCUGGUUGCUCUUCUCGUCCUCGUAGUCUCGUUGGACAUGACCCUUAUAGUCCUCCAAUUCACCAACAACUACUUGAUUCAAGCGACCUGGAAACCCGUCGUAUACAGCGUAAAGCUCAAGGUAGAGACACUGGUGCUGAACAACUUGGUCAAUCUUGUCCAGUCACGCUCCUUUCCCAAUCACAUUGUCACGCCAAAAGUCCACAAGUGA